Messenger RNA from Mucor mucedo, 1033 nucleotides. Its product is annotated as endonuclease V. The coding region runs from base 72 to 851 and encodes 259 amino acids. Gene Ontology annotation, molecular function: RNA endonuclease activity producing 5'-phosphomonoesters, hydrolytic mechanism; single-stranded RNA binding. The transcript is spliced from 4 exons. Gene Ontology annotation, cellular component: nucleolus; cytoplasm. Gene Ontology annotation, biological process: DNA repair. The record is from RefSeq and is a predicted model, not a curated record. Lineage: Eukaryota; Fungi; Mucoromycota; Mucoromycetes; Mucorales; Mucoraceae.
CGUAUCUUGAAAUCAGAUACCUGAAUUCAGGUCUUUCCCCUUUUUUUUUACUAAAAUAUCUGUUGGUAAUAAUGCUUGACAUGGGCUCGACUUAUGAUGCAGAUCCUUCUAACGAGCAAAGGAACAAAUGGCAAGAUGAACAAAAUAAAUUACGCCAGCAACACGAAAUGUACGACAUGUUAGACUUCGAUCCCAAAACAUUGGAUGGCUUAAACUAUAUUGCUGGUGUAGAUCUCAGUUUUCCGCUUGGUGAUAAUGAAAAUGCUGUUGCUUGUUUGAUCGUAAUGUCGAUGCCAGAACUCAAGGUUGUCUAUAAAAAGUUCCUCGAGACCAAACUUUACCUUCCGUACAUAUCAGGAUAUUUGGCAUUUCGAGAAGUUGGUCCCUUGUUGAAACUGCUUGACGAGCUGAAAAUUGAGCACCCAGAGCUCUAUCCACAGAUGAUUCUUGUUGAUGGAAAUGGAUUAUUGCAUCCACGUCAAUUUGGUAUAGCGUCGCAUCUAGGUGUAUUAAGUAAUACACCAACGAUUGGCAUAGCCAAAACAUUUUUGAUGAUUCCUGAUGAUCUUGACGAUCUCUUACAAGUCAAAACAAAGUACAAGAAAGAGCUUUUAAAAAAAGGGGACGCAAUGGAUCUGAUAGGUAAUAAGUCCAAGAUUAUAUAUGGCACCGCACUUCGAACGUCCGAUAGUGCACCUAAUCCUGUCUUUGUGAGUCAAGGACAUAGAGUGUCAUUGCAAACAUCUGUUAAAGUUGUUCUGGCAACGUGUCCUAAAUAUCGCAUACCUGAGCCAAUCCGUGCUGCAGAUCUUGAGAGUAGAGCCUAUAUCAGGGAACAACCAUCAAAAUAGAAGCCUGGUACACAAUUAUUAUCGGCAUCAUAAAGCUUACAUUCCUGCUGAUUCUUGCUCCGUGCGGUUUUGAUACGCGUGCUUAAAUAAAAUCAGCGGCUUUAUUGAGUGAAAGCUAGAAUAUAUAAUUUCAUUUGAUUAAAAAAUAUUUACACAUGAAUGUUCCUGAAAUAACAAAUAAA